CUACGGUUAUAAAGGCGAACGAAAUUUUUAACCAGCAUUUAACAGUUUAGAUUACUUUAAAACAUAUUUUGAAAAAUCAUAAAAUGUCUGUAAAAGAGUCUACUACAAGUGUCCUGGCAGAAACCAGAAAGCUUUCUCAGAGCAUGCGAGCCGCCUAUGAUGUUUCCCAGAGCUCGACUUCUAUCGGUGAAACGGCACUUUCCAUGGAAACCCUUCGGUCCAACUUGUUCUCACUGAUCGAGCAAGCCAAAAUCCGAAUCCACAAGGCAAGCAUCAACCAGACGGCUCCGAUGACCGAAAAGCAGGCCAAACUGCUAAACGAUUCCAUCUAUUCGGCCAGCUCGAUUCUCCGGAAGCAGGAACAGCUGGCCACGAUGGAGAAUCGUCUGCAUAGUCAAAAUGAAAGCUCGAUUGGGGUAAACCCGGAGCGGCUGAUGGGCGAAAACUUUCACGAUCAGAUGGCUAAUUUGAUGAAGAAAUUGAACUGCAUAUCGAUCGAAAUGUCCAAACUGAAACGGGCCAGCGAUAACAUCAUGAACAUCUACAACAACUACCAGCUGGAGAACGAAAACUGCGACUCGGAGGAGGACGAGGACAGUGGCGAAGGGGAUGACACUAUUUAUAAACCAUAA
This is a messenger RNA of Uranotaenia lowii, 632 nucleotides long. RefSeq lists its product as uncharacterized. Bases 84 to 632 code for a protein of 182 amino acids. NCBI's taxonomy places the organism in Eukaryota, Metazoa, Arthropoda, Insecta, Diptera, Culicidae. The transcript has 2 exons. The record is from RefSeq and is a predicted model, not a curated record.